Molecule: messenger RNA, 529 nt
Organism: Paramecium pentaurelia
Lineage: Eukaryota; Ciliophora; Oligohymenophorea; Peniculida; Parameciidae
Source: the annotation of a GenBank genome assembly
AUGGAGUCUCAAUUGAAUUCAACUAACAUCUACCACUUCAUAUUGGUUUUGGAUCUACAUUAGUAUUUGCAGGAUGGAUAAUCUAUAAAGGUAGUAUUUUUGCUUAAGGAUUUAAAUCAUAAUAUCCUUAAGGAUUGGUUGCAGUAAAUAAUUCAAUUGCUGGAGCCAAUAGUGGAUUUCUUAGUUAUUUUAUCAGAUAGUUCUGAUAGGAAACUAAAAAUUUAGUAGAAUUGCCUAGAGGAGUAGACAGUAGAUUGGUUGUUGUUAAUGCAUCUGCUGAUGAUGCGAAACUAUAGACGGCGUUCAUAUAUGGCUUUGUUGCAGCCCUAUUUUAAAGUGUCUGAACCAAAACAAAACACUCAACUCAAAUUGAUGAUCCAACUGAGGUCAUCCCAGUUUAUUUUGUAAAUUACUAUAUUUAUGAUGUAGAUAUAUUGGUAUCAUCUUAACUGAAUUUUUGAGAUUAAUGCUGGAGCAUUUCUUGAAUUUGGAUUUAAAUAAUUAAGUUAUUAAUAAUUAUAGUUAUUGA